AUGACCGAAAGGCUCAAAAUAUCUGAGCUAAAAACUGAUGGGGAAGGUGACAAACCGGCCGCUGGAAAACAUACAAAAGCCAAGAAACGGAAGAGGGUUGCAGAAUAUGAUGACGACAGUGAAGCGGAAGAGAAGCCUCGCAAAGUAACUGCCACAUCGAAGGUUUCAACUUCAAAAUCAAAGUCUUCAGGAUCUGCUUCCCAACAGAAGACUGAAUCAAAAUCAAAACCUGCGCCAACGAAAGUGUCGCCUACUCCUGUAGUGUCUCAGUCAAAGCAGAAAAAAGCUUCCCCAGAUUCUCGAGCGCCUGUUGAAAAAGUGUCACAAGCUCCGGUGCAGGCAACAGCGUCACCUCCAACACCCGCUCCUCCCGCGACAUCUACCAGGCCAUCGCCACCUUUUGGACAAGUACACUCCCUGCAAUCGAACACAGCAAUUUUGGCCCAUCCUGCCAGAUCUUCCCCUGUGCCCAUCAGGACAGAUGCUCAGGUUUCUCCCGUGACUUGGUCCUAUUCGAGCCGCAAAGAGGCUAUUCGAACAAAUACUGGUUCUCAGGUCCAGUCUCCUGUUACUCCUCAUACAGAGCAUAACGCUGUGGGUUCCGUGUCGAAUCUUGACGUGAAUGGCUCAGCAGCUAUGCGUGAUCCUCGCCGUGCUGCGCCAUCUCCAGCGGCUGUCGCUGUUCUGCCACAACAAGGCCUGCACCCGCUAUAUAGCCUGGGGCAACAAUUUCAAAUCAACCCUUCGGAUGUUGAAGCCCUUUUGCGCGCGCGCAUGGACUUGUGGGCGUAUCAGUCAAUGGUUCUGGACAGGGCAUGUAACCUGUUCUGUCCUUCCAGCAUUCUCAGUGAGGCCCUCAAGCUCCGCUGUACUUGCCUAGCCCAUCACGGAAUGGGUUAUCAAACAGGACUCACCCUGCUUCGCAUCAUUCUCUCCCACCUCGGCCGUCAUCGACUGCACCAUCGACUGGAUCGUUCAAAAAUGAGCGACGAUGUGGUGAAUAUGAACGACGGGACUACUCGAGAGGCGGUGGGCCUUACGAGAAAGACUAUCGACGGAAUGAUUCCCGGCGGGAUUCGAGUGGGUGGGACAGUCAUAGAGGAAGAGAUGGCAGCUGGGGUCAAAGGGGGAGAGGUAGCGGAAGCCAUAGGUAGCAAAUGGCUCAAUAGCAAUGACCAUGGUUCAAGGCGUCAACAAGGGCGCUAG
Suillus discolor is the source of this 1206-nucleotide messenger RNA. RefSeq lists its product as uncharacterized. NCBI's taxonomy places the organism in Eukaryota, Fungi, Basidiomycota, Agaricomycetes, Boletales, Suillaceae. The transcript is spliced from 5 exons. The coding region runs from base 1 to 1206 and encodes 401 amino acids. The record is from RefSeq and is a predicted model, not a curated record.